Molecule: messenger RNA, 1302 nt
Organism: Fusarium poae
Lineage: Eukaryota; Fungi; Ascomycota; Sordariomycetes; Hypocreales; Nectriaceae
Exons: 3
Coding region: 1-1302 (433 amino acids)
Biological process (GO): proteasome-mediated ubiquitin-dependent protein catabolic process
Cellular component (GO): cytoplasm; GID complex; nucleus
Molecular function (GO): ubiquitin protein ligase activity; protein binding
Source: RefSeq, a predicted model, not a curated record
AUGGCGACCGAUAACGAUCGUGGGUCGCCCUUUGCACCGCUCAUGGCUGAGCUGGCGCGUAUGAGAAACAAGACCCUCAAGACAGCGAUCCAUGAUGUAGAUGAGGUUCUAGAUCUUCUGACUAAAGCUCGGGAUCAGAUAGCUCAGGACCCAGAUAGAGCUAUCAUGGUCAUGACCACCCUCCAAAAUCCAGUCAAAGCUCGCUUCGAGCGUAUUACAACAGAUUUGAAGGAUGUCACAAAGGCACAAAAGGGAUUCGGAAAGGCUCUUGACAAGGCUUUGCCUCACCGAGAACUACCCAUGGAGACAGACGCAAUGGCCGAUCACCCAGGUCUUAUCAACAGAGCUAUAGCCAUGCACCUACUUCGAGAGGGACAAUUCUCUGUUGCAUCGACUUUCCUCAAGGAGGCUACUGACCAUCCUCCUCAUCGCGAAACCCACUCGGUCUCACGUACAGACGAAGAUGGCGACGACGAUAUGGACGAUGACGACAACGAAGAGGAGGAGGAAAUAGAAGACGAUUUGGAAGGUCUGCAUUCGGAGCACCUCCAGAGGAAGUUCUCCGAAAUGUACAACAUUCUCUCAGAGCUCAAAAACCGUAACCUCAUACCCGCCAUCAACUGGGCCAACAUGAACAGCACUCAAUUGGAGGCAAAAGGCAGCACUCUUGAGUUUGAGCUCAUUAAGCUUCAGUACGUUUGGCUGUUCAAGGGACCCUCUGUCAACGGCCUGCCCGAUGACCCCGUAAGAAACGGACUAGGUGGCGCCUUGAACUACGGUCGUCAACACUUCACCCGCUUCCAGGGCCGACAUCUUCUAGAGAUCCAACAGCUUUCCUGCGCGAUGGUGUAUGCAUCUAACCUCGCUGGCUCUCCAUACAAGCACAUAUUCGAUGGCGAUGAUGCUUUCGAAGAUGUCGCCAUGUCUUUCACGCGCGAGUUUUGCUCCCUCCUCGGCCUGUCGGCUGAGUCGCCUCUCUAUGUAGCUGUCACAGCGGGUUCGAUCGCUCUGCCCCGCCUGAUCAAGUACACCACGUACAUGAAGGAGAAGAAGACGGAGUGGACGACAGAGAAUGAAUUGGCUUUUGAGACACCACUGCCCGAAUCGAUGAUUUACCACCCCAUUUUUGUUUGCCCUGUGAGCAAAGAACAAACUACGCAGGACAAUCCGCCAAUGAUGUUGGGUUGCGGACACGUCAUUUGUCGCGAGUCGUUGCAAAACAUAGUAAAGGCAGCGCGGUACAAAUGCCCUUAUUGUCCGACAGAAGGUCACCUUAAGGAUGCCACUAAAAUCAGAUUAUGA